Rasamsonia emersonii CBS 393.64 is the source of this 1497-nucleotide messenger RNA. RefSeq lists its product as uncharacterized. NCBI's taxonomy places the organism in Eukaryota, Fungi, Ascomycota, Eurotiomycetes, Eurotiales, Trichocomaceae. The transcript is spliced from 4 exons. The record is from RefSeq and is a predicted model, not a curated record. Bases 1 to 1497 code for a protein of 498 amino acids.
AUGCUUUCCUUCCUUCAGAGUCCCCAGGAUCCCUAUAUCAGUGUCGGCCUGAACAACCUCGUGGCCAAAGAGACGCAUGUAGAGCUUGACAACAGGAGGAUCGGCUCGCCAAGUCCAACAGAAAAGCAGAGGUACAACCUCUGGCCCGUCAUCAAGAAGGCUGUUUCUUCCAACCUCAUAGAAAGCAGUGGCAAAAUCGCCCAUAAAUUGACGUCCAGUCAAUCAAGCCCUUCACUUCGAGAGUCUGAGUCACCGUUGUCAUUUGAUGACCUUUCAAGACCAAAGCUGCAAAAGGAGGAAUCACUCUCAGACCGACGAAAUAUCAAUAUUCCUGAGCUAGGAAUAGCACCAAUGGCCACCUUUCAAAGAAAUUAUAUGGAUUCCCUGCCCCGGGAGCUUCAGCGACCCGGAAUCCUUUUCAGGACACUCUGCUCGCACCUGUUGCCGAACCUUGCAUUCUGUUUCCGGAAGAUCCCCCGACUGGACAAAGAGUCUUCAAAGAACUCAGAUGACUUGAGGGGGACAACGAAUAAACAGUCGGAAACAGAGCUCGAAAAACCUCCAGCCGUCCCGCCAAAGUCUCCCCGGAUGAUGGGUCGUUCUCCUUCUGUAAGUCAGCGAGGUGUAGCAUCCAAGUACACUUCGCCAGCGAGAAAAGCGCCCUCGUCGAUCGACAAAAAUUCUACCGUCAGAAAUGCGUCGACAGAUACUGGAUCUCCGAACACGACACAUGUCGCGACUCAAUUGCGGAAUCCAUUGACACGCCCCAGAGCAGCUACUGCCAUGGACUUCCGGCCCUCAGAAGGUCCUUCCUCACGAGUUCACCAGCGUAGUGAAAGCGCUUCAGCCGCAGCAGGCUCCGCAAGUGAAACAUCAGAGCGAUUCCUAGCACGAAAUACACACAAGAAGGAGCUCUCAGAGACCUCAAUUAUGGACCGUGGUCGGCCGACAAAACGCCGCAAUCCCAGCAAAGACAGAACAAUCAAAGAGCUUCCCUCCGCAGAGUACAUAGCAGCCAAACCUCUGCCUUCAGGAGUCAUCCCAUCGGAAGCAGCGUCCGUUUUCUCAAUCGCAGACCUGGAAAGACUGCAAGAUCAAGCAAGAGGACAGGCUGAGAAGUUCGAGGUUCUAAAAUAUCGCGACGUCAAAGCGCUCUCCCAGUCUAUCGACGAAUGGAUCACGAAGCUGGAGCACUUUGAGAACCGUCGAACUCGCGUCCGUCAAAAGCUAUUGGAACACGUUGCUGCAGCUUUGAUGCUGCAGACGACUCCACAGUCCCAGGCUUCUGAACAGCAGACCCCUCCCCGGAGCCCAGUCAACAAUGAGGAGAAUGGAGUGGAUAUGAGCCGCCAAGAAUCCAUCAAAAUCUAUGCAGACUCGAAAGUCUACGCGGACGCCAGUGUACAUGCGCUUUUUGCGGAAAUUGAAAAAGAGAUGGAACGCAUGAAUGAGUCAAGGAACGCUCCUUCUAGCCAGGAGAGUCAGGCAGCUGCCUAG